AUGCAACAUGGAUCAAAGAUGAUCAAACUGGAUGUCAACAGGAAGGGCCAUCAUAAAAAAACCUUUGUCCUUGAUAAAGACAUGACAGAAAUAAGAUAUGAGCCAUCAAAGAAGAACUCUCGGUGUAAGUUUAAUUUUCUGAUAUUUUUUAUGGUGGGUCUGUAUCUUGGGUAUAAUUUCUGUUUAGAAAUGACCACAGCUGUUUUAACUCUUAAGAGAGACUUUUUGUUUAAAAAUUAUGCACUUGAAAACGAAAAAAUUUUUGAAUAUUUACAUAAUAUUUAUAUACAGUAGAUACAGUAGUGGGUAACUCACAUCUUUAGACAAAUGUCCCUUUUCAUGCAUUGCAAACCUAUUUUUUAUUUUUUUCAAGUAGUCCUUUCAUUAUUAACAUUAAAUAAAAGAUAGGAAUUCACAGUUGUUCAAAGGGCAGGAAACUCUAUCCAACAAAUAAAUCACUAUUCUGCCAUAGACAAGUGUACUAAACAAAAUGGACUGUGCUAUAAUCCACCUGGCAGUGAUUUCAUAGCAGAUAGAGUUAACAUCUUCCCUUUAAACAGGCAGGGCCUGAAUAUUCGUUUGAUAUAUUUUGGUUGUACAUUUAUUGUACAGUAAUAGGGAAUUACUACAUAACAAUUUUGUUCCACCCUCUAUAAAAAUAACUUUUUCCUCAUAUUUGUUAAAUGAUGUAUAAUUUUCAGUGGUUAUUAAUUGCUGUUGUUCGGUGUUAUGGUCCUACAGUUGCUAUUGACUGUGGUUGGUCAUUUAGGGUCAUGGGAAGUUACUAAGGGGCGGGGGGGAGACUUAGCCUCAUUGGCACAUAGUACAAUCUCAUUAAUCAUCACUUGUUCUCGACCAAGUGAGGGGGGUGGGGAGGAGGGUUCCUGCAUUAGUUGUGUUUAUAGAGACUCAUCUUUUGUUAUCAUUAUUUAAUACCUUUUUUUCUUAGCAAGGUAUGGGCAAGGAUGGGGGGUCACAGGUGCCAUCAACCACACCCCCCUCUCCUUUCUUUUGCUUAUAUCCUUUGAUGCACUAUGAAGGUUUGAAAGACCUUCCAAUGCCUUGUAUGGUUGUGACAUUUUUGGGCUUAGUGCCUGAAAUGAAACUCAGAGAGCUUGAAUAUUUUAUUUUAUUCAUCUUUGGUUUUCGGUUAUAUCUUAGUUAAGAUUGACAAAAUGACAGAAAUACAAUUUGGAGACAAUGUCAAGGACCUCUUCCAAGGAUUUUUGAAAAAGCAUUCCCUUGAGAACUGUAUUUCCAUUAAGUUUGGCAACAAUGGGGGCAGUGCAGCUCUCAAUGUGGUGGCAGAGUCAAGGGAAGUGGCAGACUUUUGGAUAAGAGGACUUCAAAAGCUCAUUAUCAACAAAGGUAACAUUCUGCCUCAAAACAAUUUUUAUCAGCUUGUUCCAGACAUUCAGUUAUUAAAAAUGAAGGGUGCUAGUAAACGGUGCAAUGGUUGUGGAGGAGUGAAAAACCGUGGGAGGCUUGGGGUCAGGUAGCAUUGAGAAUGUUAUGCACCGGACCCAGUCCUCUCUUGUUUUCGGACUUCCGCUACUAUCGGCCAUUCACUAUUCGCUCACAUUUACUAACUAAACAUCUGGGACAGGCAAAAUUUAUAAUUUAGGGUAGAGAGGGAUCCCGUAUUGCUUUUACUUUGCUUUACUGCUUUCUGUGAUUGGUCCAGAAAACUUGCACCACUCUCCUAACCAAUCAGAUGUAAAGCCAAACCAAUCACAACAUGCUCACUCGUAUUUUCCCAUGCUUUGUCACUUUAAGUUCUCAUUGGCGCCAUGUGAUAUCUUCUCAUAAUCUGAUUGGCCCUUGUGAUUGCUCUUAAUUUGAGUUUACAACAAGCUAUCGCAAAACGUUCUUGGGUAUUAGAUAACGUGUGGACAACCUGAAAUUUUUCACAGAUCUUAGAUCUGUUAAUCCCUUGAUCCCUAAGAGUGACCAGCAUCUAAUUUCUCCUCACAACAUCGCCCCUGAAUCACACAUUAAGGUCAUGAGAAUAAAGGAAAUGGUCACCAAUUAAAGAUGCUCAUGAUUAUUGAAAAUUCUCCUUGUCGGUACCAUAGUAAAUGUAUAGGGAACAGUAUGGAGAAUAUGCAAACUGAUCUAAGGCUGUAAAGUGUUACUUGACGUUAUAAAGUCAAUUAUGAGAUUCAACAUUCUACUCCUUUGACAAAGAAAUCGGUGACUACUCAUACACUUUCGCUCAAACCAAUCAUGUUUUUUUUUUAACUGGAUUGUUCAGUUAUCUGUUUGUUUUUUGUCUUCGUUCUUCAGGUAAUCUCGAGAAGGAGGACAAGGAAAAUCGCGAUCAAUAUCCUUUCACACUUUUAUUAAAUAUUGAAAAUCAUCUGGAAUUCUCAUCUUGCCAUUAAGUUGCUUUCAACUAUCCUGUGAUUGGUCUAGAAUACACGCGCUAUCCACUCAACAGAUCAGAUGUGAGAAGAGCAAUUUUCAAUCGAGGGUCAAAAGUAAUGCGAGAUUGCACUGGUUUUGCACUUCUUCGCUCUAGAAAACUCGUGCUACUCUCUCAACCAAUCAAAUGCAAAACCAAACCAAUCACGACUUAAUCACCCGCGUUUUCCCGCGCUUUAGGCAGUUUGGUUAGUUUUACUUUGAGAUCUCAUUGGCUCUUUAAGAUUCUUUCCUUUCAUCUGAUUGGCCGUUGUGAUAACUUCGGUUUUGGUCGUACCAAACUCAAUCGAAAAGCGCUCUAUUAUUCAAAUCGUGACUUUGUCUCGCGUAUUUUUCCUGCGCUUAAUCUCAUUUACAUGUAGUUACUUUGAAUUCCUAUUGGCUCUUUGGAGUACGUACUGACGCCUCUUCUGAUUGGCUGUUGUGAAUACUUUGUCUCUGUAUUUCCCGCGCUUGAUUUUGUUUUCACGGGGUUCCUAUGAAUUCUCAUUGUUUCUUUGGAGUACGUUUUUAUGCGUCUUCUUAUUGGCUGUCGUGAUUACUUUGGUUUUAGUGUUACGAUACUCAAAUGAAAAGCGUAGGAAAGAUUCAAGAUUGACAUACAUACAAUUAAUUACUUUUGUGCCACUAUUCAGUUUGAUAGUUUGAUUUUUCCAGGGUAGUUUUGGAAGCAACGGAUAGGUAUUUUCUUUAACAAAUAUUCACAUGGCUCGUGGAAGCCUUUGAGAAAUUCGACAAGAACAAAGAUGGCUCAUUAGGUUUGAAGGAAGUUCAGAGACUUGUCGAAGCUUUGAACGUUAGCAUGAGUCCAAGCCAAGUGAAAAAGAAAUUUAAGGUGAGUAUGUUUACAAUGUCUACUUCUUAAUAAGUCCAGAUUAACAAAGAACUUGGAAAGAAAACUUAGUUUGCGAAUGAAAAGUGCAAAACCGAUAGAAAACUGUACAGGACGCUAUUCCGGUUUCCACAUCACAUGAAUUAUUUCGAUUAAACACCACUAUAGUAUAUGCAAUUCAUUUUAACCCUUUCGAAUGAUGAUUAAGUAAUUUUUUCUUUGCAAUAUCAAUAGAAAGAAGAAUACCUCUGCUCAAUUCACAAGAAAGUUUGUUGCAGGCCUUAAACGAAGCACAACAACUUUGGAAAUUUUAAAGCAACUCUUCACUUUUUUUACCAUCUAUUUGAUUAGGAAGUGAACACAGAUGGUGACGCAGCGCUUAAUAAAGACGAGUUUGCCACAUUCUUCAAGACAAUAUCUACAAGAAAGGAAAUUGUCGAUCUCAUGAAGCAGAAUUCAUCCAAUGGAGCACACAUGAAUGAAGAUGAUUUCCAUUAUUUUUUAACAAAUGUACAAGGGGUAAGAUUUGAUUGCUAGUUAUAAAUUUAUCCAUCGGUCGAUAAGGUAAUCAGUAUGUUUAGGUGUUGGUUUGAUGCUGUUACUCUCUUUAAGCCAGUGGUCGGUCGGUCGGUCGGUCGGUCGGUCGGUCGGUUCCUCGGUUCCUCCCUCAAUCGAUCAGUCAGUUAGUGAGUUUUUAACUGAUCAGUUAGCCAAUUUUAAUAAGUCAGUUUACCCGUCAGACAGGUGUCAGUCAACAAGUCAAUUUACUCAAGCAUAUAAUUGGCUUCAAGUCAAUCAGUCAGUCUAAGUCACGUCAGUCAAUUGUCAGUGACUAAGUCAGUCGAUAUGUCAGUCAGUUUUAGGUCAGUCACUCACUCAAUCUAUCGCUAGUUAGUCAGUCAGCGAAUCCGAUCGCACAUAACAGACAAUCUGCAUCAGUUUGAAACAAAGGCGUUUUACUUCCUUUUUUCAGAUGCCUAACGUCAGCAGAGAAUACUGCUUGGAUAUGAUUUUGACCCAUGAACCAACAGAGACGGGGAAGAAGAGGCAUGAAUUAGGAAUUGACGGUCAGUGUUUGCUCUAAAUGCUGUUCAAAUUGUUUAAGUAAAAUUUCGGAAACUCUUCUCGUACGAGAGAGAUGUUUCUUCGUCUUGUCACGAGCGUGGAAGAAAGGAAAAAAUUUUGAAUCUUUAAAUGGAAUCGAACCUCAGUCCACUGAGGCACCAAGAAAUCAAUGGUGAGCCACGCCUUUACAAGAUUCGUAUGUGAGACGCGUCCUGCAUAAUGCUACAACCAGUAAUGUCGAAAUCGUUAUGUUCGUAAAUAGAAGAAAAAGAAAGACUAUAAAUUUUGAGCUCGGUUAAGAUAUCGAGAAAGAUAUUGCCUGCAUUCGGGCUCUCGUUAUUAGUUCUUCGGCACGAGCGGUUCUUCGGCACGAGCGUUUCUUCGGCACGAUCGUUUCUUCGCUCGUGGGAAAGUAUAAAGCCUUGAGCUACACCAGCGGGAGAGAGACACGUGGAAAACUAGAACUAUAAAACGCCUCGUGUCAUGUCUUCCCGCGAGCGGAGAAACGCGUGUCCUGCAGCGCUGAUAAUGAGGGUCUGCGCGCAAUCUAAGAAAGGUUUGACCAUUAGAUAUUUUUCAAUCUGUCAGGGUUGACGAGCUACCUCAAAUCUCCAGAGGGGGACAUUUUCGACCCCGCCCAUGACAAAAUUUACCAAGACAUGACUCACCCGCUCACUCAUUACUACAUUGCCUCGUCCCACAACACUUAUCUUCUACAAGAUCAGCUCCGUGGUCCGUCCAGUGUGGAUGCUUAUAUCAAUGCUCUGAAGAAAGGUUGUCGUUGUGUAGAGUUGGACUGUUGGGAUGGCGAUAAUGGAGAACCUAUUGUUUAUCAUGGUCAUACGCUCACCUCCAAGAUUCUCUUCAAGGAUGUCAUCGAAGCUGUUAAUAGAUAUGCGUUCGAGGUUUCGGAGUAAGUAAUUUUUUUUCUUUUACAAACGAGUAAGGUCUUACUCCCGGGGAAGAGGUACAGUGAUGUAAUACAGCAGUCCAUGUAUAAGACUUAAGAUUGAGCUUGCUGAUUUUAGCCCUUUACGCCCAAGUAGUCGUAUUCAUAUUCUUCGUAGUGCUCUCUGUACAUUUCCAAUGGCACUGAAAAGGAGAAUUUGUGUAACAAUCAGGACCUCCUUAAAUUGGUGAUCAUCUUCUUUAUUCUCAUGACCUCUACAUUUGAUUCAAGGGUGAUACUGUAAGGAGAAAUUAGAGGCCAGUCAGUUCUCUGUGUUGCGUUCUUGGGCAACACAUUUCACUCUGACUGUGUCUGAUGACCCUUCAAAAUGUCAGAGAGGCCUGACAAUAGACUAUUAUCCUAUCCAGGGAGGAGUAGCAACACCUCGUUGCUUCAUUGUACAGAAACCGGAAUGAGCUCCGGUCAGAUGAGCCACUCAGUUCAUAUUCUGACUUAAAUUACCUCGACCAGUAAUUAGUAAUUUAGCAAUGAUUCUUUCUUUCUCCUGUUUAUAGAUAUCCGGUUAUCCUCUCCUUGGAAAACCAUUGUAAUCUUUCAAAUCAAAAGAAAAUGGCUGAAAUACUCGAAGAAAUACUUGGCGGUAUCCUUUGAAUGAGUUGUUAUAGAAAUAUUACCAGAAUUUAAAGCAGCAUGUUGCUAAAAAAGGGGUGUAUGUUUAAAGAGAAACUUACGUUGUAAAUCGGGCGCGUGAUUUGAGGGAAAAAUAACGGGAAGAACAAACAAGGAAAGUAACGAACUGAAGAAUCAUGAACGAAUGAGUAGUAAAGGGAAGAACGAAAGCAUAUCGAAAGAAAAUUAGUAACAUAGUGGAAGGAAGGUUUGGAGGUAUCUUUAAAUUUGUUCGAUCAAGUUGUUUUGAUGACAGUAACAAUAUCAUCGGGGUUCAUCUUUCCUACUUCAGUGUCAGGUGUAAAAACAUGAAAUACAAAAUCUGAGGGGAAAAAACCAGCCUGCGAAUUUGUUGCGUGAUCGUGUGAACGCCGAAACGAGUUUUAAAAUAAACCAGGAAAUUACUUUAUAUUGUAAUUUAUGUGAUAAGCUGCAUCCCACACACAUUUCAAUGGGUUCUUAAGAUCUAUCGGAGGACAUACGCAGAGAUGACGUCACCGUUAACAACAAUUUGCUUUUUCAGUAUUGGUAAUCACAUGAUUUCGAGUACAAUUUGGAAUAAAUAGGCACGAGUAAAUUUUUUCAAAGACUAUCUGUGGUCUUUGAAAAAAUUCACAAGUGCUCAUUUGUUCCAAAUUUUACGAGAAAAAUCAUGUGAUUACGUAAUAACAAUAUACAUGAAAAAAUACGAGAUAGCUUAUCAUAAUUAUACAGAAGCAAAGCGCGCGCAUCAAGUGCCAAAAUAAUUUAUUCAAACCCUACAAGUGAUAUUUUGCGUUCGGUCAAAACAACCGCGUACGAUCAAAACAAUAAUAGACAAUGAUAUUUUCACAUCUUUAAGGCACAAAAAAGUUCAAGGAAUGAUGUAGUCUGGUUUGUUACUUCUUUGCACUAAAUUAAUCCUCAUCUGCAUUGAAUUACUUGAAAACUGCAUUUAUCUUAUUAUCAUAUAAAACAAAUAGAUUUCAUGUUGUCGCGCGUGGGUCUGCUCAGUAAUAGAUCACAGAAGUUGCCAAAUGUGCGAAGAACAUCAGUGUUACACUUGGCUGCACCUUAUUGGUUCUUACCACCUUUUGACGUCAUCUGUGCUCUGAACUACGCACGGCAACAUGGAAUCUGAGAUAGACUCGCUGUGUUGCUUUAAGACAUUACAUUAAUGUGAUGGUUCAAAAAGAUAAGAGGCUGUUAAGUUCCUUGACUAAUUUGAUAACCAGAUACACUGUACAAAAUUCCCGUAGAUAAGGAAUUCGAUACUUUUCCAUCUCCAGAGUUCUUCAAGAACAAAAUUCUCAUCAAGGUAUUGGCAAAGCGGCGUGUUGUUUAGUACAAUAGUAUUAAAUAUAUUGUGACAAGCUGUUUUACGUCAAAAGUUAAGUGUCCACGAAAUAACUGUUACUUCCGCUGUAAUAUUGCAUGCUCACCGCUUAGCCUAUAUUGCAAAAUGAGAAGGAGAAUGUUUUAUUUGUGGUUAGCACUAUCCUCUUUAUUUACGUAAUAUACGGCAGAUUAAAAUUUUUCGAAAUCACUUUUUCUCGCAGGGUAAGAAAUUAAAACCAGAGCAAGAGAAAGAUGGUGACGACGAGGGUGACGUCACAGAUGAAGACGAAGCAGCUGAUAUUGAUCAAGAGGCAGCUUCGGUUGCAAUGCCAAAAGAAAAUGCGGGCGCGGAAGCUGGUUCGAGUGCAGGCGCAGAAGGACCCUCUACCACCAGUACUUCUCCUCCGGUUAAAAAGAAGGAAAAGAAACCAAAAAAGGUACCUAAUUAUUAUUUUAUUAUUAUUAUUUAUUUAAGCAAUCGACGUAAAAGGACUGAAAGAACGCCUAGUACUCGUAUUGAAAGACGUCUGUUAAAAAAUAAUUUUUCAUAAACUUAAAACAAACAGUUUAAAAGUAAUACUUAUAUUUACGAACACAGAGUCACCCCUUUUACUACCAGAGUGUCAUUAGUAAUUUUCUUACCUGAUGGGGCAGUACGGAUAAGAUGCUGCUCUUUUAGUAGGUUACCCACCCCUCCCCCAGUUCCCCCUGUUUUCUUGGUUGCCCCAAAUUUCAGUUGAGUUUCUAUUGAUGUAGAAUGUUAGGAUAUUGCUCCAUUAGUGAGUUACCCUCCCUUCCCUGAGUUCCCCUUUUGUCCAGGUUUCCCCAAAUGUUUUUUUUUUUUUAUCUCUCUAAAGGAAUUAUUUGUUAAAUAUUUUAAUAAUUAAAGGUUUGAUAUUUUAAGGUUAAAAACAUUUUCCGAAAUAACUUUGAGGCAGGUAUGGUUUUGAUGAAUUGAUUGGUAUUGAUUGAUUCUUGAAAGAAUUAAGAGAAAAUUGUCUUAGUAAAUCUUUGACAGGCUUCCUUAAGUUUUAGACAUAACCUUCUCUGACUAAAGUCAUAAAUAUAUAUUUUUAAAUAGUUUUAAUUAAAUCUUCAGUUUAUCGUUCUUUGUUCCAUGUAUUUACCAGGAAAGCAUUCGUAGAUCUUUUCGUUCCGUUGGUAAAGUGGUACGCAGCGCUGGUAAAUUUAAAGACGAAACAGAUGUAAGUAAACGCUUAAAUUUCAUGCUGAUAACAAUAAACUUCGUUAAGUUCAAGUUGGAGCGUUCUUUUCACAGUGACAGUUGUAAUAAAUGCCCUGAAAUCUUUGAAAAAUUUAGGGGAAAUCUAGAACCGCGCUAUCCUACAAAAGGUGCGCUUAGAUUUACUUGUUAGAGUAGAUUACCAUCGCCUAUAGUUAAGAAAAUUUUAAAAUUUUAAAUCAAAGCGCUUAUAUUAUGUUUUGUCACUGGAAGAAUGCUCUAGCUUUGUUAAACUUUAAAUUGAACUCAAAGGAGAAUGGCUAAAGAAAGAAAAAUUGAUGAAUCUGUUGCAAGUAUCAAGGUAAAUAAAAAUGAUGUAGGUACUUUCGAGCAUUAGCCUCUUUCAGGCGUUCAGUUGUAAAACGAAGCGCGGAAGAACACGACGCGAUUGGAGUGGAAGAGUGAAAAAACCAGGGAGGUCUGGGUCGGGUUGCGUAAUGGACUGUGCCACCCGACCCAAAUCUCUCUCGUUUUCAAUCUUUCAUUGCUAUCUCACCGUUGACUGUUUCGCUGUGUUUGACUCACUGAGCGCCUGGAACAUGCUACUAAAGCAUAUGAUUUCAUGGUAAAUUUUUUCUAAUACUGACAUCUUAUAACCUUAUCGCGAAGAAUAAUUAACCUCUACAGCUUAAAGUAAAGAAAGCUAGGAUUCUUUCUCCUCCUUAACGUUAUUAAUUCUGUUCCUGAAUUACAAUAUAAUUGAUCCAGCUAUAAAUAAAUAAGCCUCGCAGAUCUCAACAGCCUUUAGAUUCAGACGACAAUUUUAACUGCAUGAAGUCUUUGAAUUGUAAACUGCAUGUCAGCCGGAAAGUCUAGUUAAGUUUUGCCAGGCGUAAAAUAGCUUCAAUACGUCGUAACAUCCUGUAAACUGAAAAUGAUAUGUUGAUACAUGCAGAGUAAUUUGUCUGGAGCUCUAACACUAACAAAGUACAGUGAACCAAUUAAUUAUAUAGACAUUUUAAAAGAAAAUGCACAGUGUCAGCGGAAUAUUGUUAAUUCUAGAACAAAUUUAAACCUAGUUUUGCACUCUUAACGUUAGCUAUCGUAUUUUGAUUCGGAUAAAGAAGGUUUCCUUGUUUACAUGUUUAUGUAUUCUCCUGCCCGCUUCACGAAAGAGAUCAGCGACCUUAUGGAAUCAUUUUUAGGUUUUGUGAGUAGGAACAGAUAAAUUCAGCCCCCCUCUAGGACCGCUAGACCAUGAUUGCCCAAUUCCGACUCCAACAAGUUUACGAGAACAAAAGGAAAUCUCUGUUACUUAAAUUUUCUAAGAAUCUCGAUAUGUUCGUGAAAUAAUCUUGAUUGGCAGUGGUGAAAUAUAAUUACCUUCACUGUUGGAACAGUGAGAGAAAAAAAGUGUAAAACGCGCAGUGCCUAUCACAACAACAGAAUUCGAUUUCCGAACGAGGACUCGGUGAUCUGUUUGAUUAAAUAUCGUUUUUCCAGCUGAAAACGUCAACCCUUUACACCCUAACAUCAGUAUGCAUAUUCUCCAUACUGUUCUCCGUACAUUUCUUGAGGAGCUGACAAGGAGAAUUUGUAUCUAAACAAUCAAAAGUUUCUUUAGUUGGUGAUCAUUUCCUUUAUUCUCAUGACCUUCUGUGUGAUUCGGGGAUUAUGUUGUAGGGAGAAAUUAGAUAAUGGUCAAUGAUAGGCGUCAAAAGAUGCGCCAACAAUACAGGUUUUCCUGGAGUGCCUUCUUUUUGUUUCUUUAUUAUUCCAUGAUUGAUGGGGUAUUUUUUAAGGUAACCAAUUGCUCAACUUGCGCUUUACUCACAAUGUUGCUGGUUUUACAGAUGCAAUCGUUACAUAUUUAAAAGCAUCAACCCUCAGGAAUUCCAGUUUUGCAAGGUUACUCGUUUUCGAUGUAACUUACGGAGGAGAAUUGUGUUAGACCUUAUUGAUAACUCUUUUCCACAGGAUGAAAAGAGCGGCAAGAAAAAGAAUAAACAGAAGCUGGCAAAAGAGCUCUCCCGCUGCGUAAACUACGUGUCCAGUGUGGGAUUCAAGGGUUUUGAACACGCCAAACAAAAUAGUAAGCAUUUAAGAGCCAUUUUCAAUUGAGUGUCGUGAUUGGUCCAGAAAACUCGCACCACUCUCUCUCAACCAAUCAGAUGCAAAACUGAAAACAAACACGAAUUGGUCACCCGCGUUUUCCCGCGCUUUUGGUAUUUUGCUUGGUUUUAAUUUGAGUUCUCAUUGGUUCUUUAAAUUCUUUCACUUCGUCUGAUUGGUCGUCGUGACAACUUUGGUUUUAGUCUUGCAACACUCAUAUCACGGCCAAUCAGAUUACCUUCCUUCUGGUAGGGAUGAUUGGUUAACUUGUUUCUUCUGAAAAGUGUGGGAAUUUUCACAACAUGGGGAAACAUUGACAAUGAAAGGAAGUGAAAAGCGUAGGAGGUAUGGGUUCGAAUCCUGUCACAGCCUGAAGUUUUUCAAGCUCUUUCUGAAAUUUCUUUUACUUGAUCAUUUCUUCACUUGUGCGUAGACUUCUCCCUGCCCGACUUUCAUAACGUAUGAAUAACAUCUUCCGUCUUCUCUCUGCUUUUUCAAACAGGCAAGUUUCACCAAAUGUCCUCUUUUGUGGAAUCCAAAAUGGUCAACUUGGUAAACUCUCAAGGAGCUGAGUUCGUUGAAUACAACAAGAGACAGCUCAGCAGAAUUUACCCGGCCGGAGGGAGAGUGGACUCUAGUAACUACAACCCUCAACAGGCCUGGAACGCGGGAUGUCAAAUAGGUAUGUUUACCCUCCCUUUUCCGAGAUCUAAUAAUAAAUUCUCCGCACUCUUUGCCGUAUAUUUCCUACAGUUUUAGCUCUGAGAAGUUGUUUUUAAAUCAAUAGUAUCCCAUGGUUGUAGGGGUAGGGAGGGUGGGUAGCGUUGAAAUCCGACGAGACUCUAGGGUCAACUUCUCAAAAUUCGUUGCGGUUAUUUAACUACCUUUUUCAAUUUUAAAUUGAGAAGCAGCUGAUUAUUUGAUUCGCAUGCCGACGCAGCACAGCAGCUUCUUUAACCUCCCUGCUUUGAAUUACACCAGAGAGUUUACUUUAAUUGUUCCUUUUUGACAAUAGUUGCCUUAAACUACCAAACGGAUUCUGAACCCAUGCACUUGAACCAAGGAAAAUUUAGAACAAAUGGACGAGCUGGCUAUAUUCUGAAGCCUAAAGUUCUACGAGACUGUAAGUAUUUCCAAGUUUAUUUAGAACCUUCAAUAACCUCAGGAGCUUUCAUGCGGUAACCUUGAGUUAUUCCUUCAACCCUCUGCUAAAGCACGCUUUCCUCACGAUUGCAUUGAGUGGAGGUUCUUUUGAAUCAGCAGGCAAGUAAACCUUAGCUUGAGGGACGAAAGAAAUCCCUGUCUCCCUAGUUUUACAUGUUAUGCGAAACUUUCAUUGACAUGUGAGGAACCUUUGCUUCGUGCCCCCAAACAGCUCUGCUUUUCUCCUUUAUGUUUUCCUGAGUCUACCCCGUCCUCAGUGCCCGUUUGGAGUACAUAUGUAAGGUAAAUUUGAAAUAAUUGUUCUGUGAUUGGUCCUGAAAUUCCGUGCCACCUUCUCAACCAAUCAAAUGUACAGCAAAAAAUAAUCGCAACGUGGUUACCCGCGUUUUUCCGCCUUCGGGUCUACCCUGUCCCCAGUGCCCCUCUGGUGUACACUUAUAAGGAAAAUACAAAAUAAUUGUUUUGAUCAGUUCACAACACUACUUUUGCUUUCUAUGGCGGUCUGUCAAAGUAGUUUUUUCUAUGACAUCCUCGACCAUAAUAUAUUUCUAAAACCUUUCUCCUGUUUUUUUUUAGCCUCAUUAAAGUUGAAUCCUCUCACUAAGACAGAAAUUCCCGGUGUGGAGAAGGUUACUCUAUCCAUAACGGUAAUGUAGUCUCUUACAUUUCUAAACUGCACCCUCUACGUUAUGAUUUUAGGCGGCAGCUUUAAUCAGUUUUCAGUUAAGUGUCCAAAGUAAUCUGGAAUUACAAUGGGUUUCUUUUAUUUCGCUCUGUGAUCGGUCCAGAAAUUUCGAGCCAUCUUCUCAACCAAUCAAAUGUAAAGCAAAACCGUUCGCGAUUUUGUCACCUGCGUUUUCCCGCCUUCGAAGCGUUUUGGGCUCUGAUUGGCUUCUUUGGGUAAUUCCUUAAGUUUUGUGUUUAACCGUAGGGAUUACAUUGCACUUGAUUUUACGACAAUCAACGGAAAAGCGUUUUACUGAAAUCGUUUAAAGUGCUUUCUUUUUCACUUCUUUGCACACAGUUGUGUCCACAUAAGAAAAGUCGCUCAAAACUGGACAGUCAACUUGUUCAAAGCUCUGCUAUUUUGUUAAAAUACACGGAUAUUAAAAAAAGUUUUCCGUGUUUAUUGACGAUGAAUCUGUAAUUUUCAGUAAUUACUCAGUAUUGCCUUUCGUCCUUUACAGCUAUUUACCUUAGGGUUUUCAUCAAUUAAUCUUGAGAAAGUUUUGGAAGACUGUAUUCUUGUUUAUGUGUAUUUUUCCAGGUCAUUUCUGGUCAACAACUUCCAAAGCCAGCUAAAGAAGGAGAAAAAGGAGAGGUAUGUUUGAAGUGGACAAGUGCCUGUGGUUAUACUGUCCAAGUUUAGAGGUUGUUGUCUCAACUGCUUACGAUUCUUUUGCUACUGGAACUGGGGUGCUAUUUUAUAACUAUGUUAGAUACAGACGUUUUUAGGCCCAGACAGCAGCGGUACGCUUAGACUCCUUUUGCCUGUCAUUAUCGUUCGCCACUAUCGCCUCCCUUGUGUUCCCACUAUCCCCUCCCUUGUGCACCAUCUUACCGGCUCCAGGCUUUCUCGUAUCUUCCCAAUCCAAUAUGGCGGCUUCAUCAUUCGAUCGAAAUAUUAAGCACCUGCUUACCAGAAAAUAUGACGACUAUGGAGUCCAGGUGGAUUUUGACGACAGAAUAUCUGAAAUCAGAUUUUUUUUCUUUACAGAUCAUUGAUCCUUAUGUAAAACUCGACUUUCAUGGCAUACAAGCUGACACGGCGUCUUUCAAGACGAAAGUCGUCAAAGACAAUGGUAAUAAAAAAUUUUUGUCGACUUUGUUACAGAAGCACGAUUUUAUGAUGCGUUCGCUGAUAGGCUGACAUGAGAAAUACUUCGUGCGCUCUGGUAGGGUGAUUGAGUAGCAUAAUGACAUGCUCUUCAACGUAUAGCCUCCCUCUCCGCUCCCCCAGCCUCCCCGUCCACCACCUUUUCAGCCCAAGUCUCCCCCUCAAGAUCACUUUUUCGAUCGAUUGAUACUAUUUAGAACAAUUAAGAUUGUUUUAUGUGUUUGCAGGUUUUAAUCCAAUGUGGAAUGAGAGGUUUGAAAAGGUUUUGCUGAUGCCGGAGCUCACCAUGAUUCGAUUUGCCGUAUUCGACGAAGAUGUUGGAAUUGCGGACGACUUUAUUGGCCAAUUCUCCAUACCCUUUACCAGUUUAAGACCAGGUAUUUGUGUGAGAUGGAAUGAUCGCUCUCUUUAUUAUCGCUGCGACUUAUCGGGUAUAUGUGUUCUAGCCUCAAAGCCAUUGACCACUCUUUCAAUUUGCUUAGUGGCUUUAUAAACCACAGUGUGAGGAAUAACGCGAAAAAUUUUGAAAACACUCGCCUUGGUUGAUACCUUACGAGCCGUUUGAGAGUUCUCUUAAGUAUCUGCAACUUUCACCCCAUUGCAAGUCGAGCGCUCGCUGUUUCUCUGUGUCUUUUCCAAUUUAAAAUUACCUUAAUGAUCACAUUUCAACACAAAAAUUGUUCAAAGAUUUUGCAGCACUUUGCCGGAAUCAUUGUUAAUCACUCGAUAUUCUGCUUGCCUCUUAACUUCUUUCAAAAUAGAACAUCACGUGAAUCGACGUGAUAGCCUUCAAUCCAUCUGCAUAGAUAAGAUUAUUUGAUCGACAUCUGCCUGUAAAGUUUGACGCAUAUAAUUUUUUUAAUCCAGGUUACAGGCAUAUUCAUUUGUUGAGUAACAAAGGUGAAUCUCUAGGCUAUGCAACUCUCUUCGUUAACAUUGAGAUCAACAGCUCAGGAUCCAACAGCAAUACGUCUUCACAUAUGGUAAGGUAUUCUUUUUGUUUUCUUUUACCGCAGUGUUGAAAAGAGUGUCAAAAUUGAUCCCGGUUUGCAUCGAUUGAACUCUACUUUGCUAUGAUUGGACUGAAAAUGUCACACUCUUUUCCUAAACCAAUCAGAGCUAGGCUAAAUUCAACUGCCCUUUAACUUCCAACAUUGAUCGUAUAAUAUCCAUACAUGAUCCACCAAACAAUCAAUGAGGUUAAUCAAACUUCUCAGGUAGAAUUUGUAAUCUUGAUCCAACAUCAAAGUCUUGCAUUUAUCAUACAAGGAAAUGAUUAGCAGCUAGAUGGGAGAAUUGACAACCAGAUCUUGGGUGUUGAAGGGUUAAUUCAUCAAUUUCCCUGGAAAAACACUUGUCAUAAGACUUCGAUUUCAUUUUAAAUUCUUACAACUAGCUAAGGGAGAAGUGUGCGGCUAUUAGUGAUAGUAUUCAUGUGAUAUACAGGAGUAUAAGUUCUUUUCUGAUCAAUAUUCACUUGUGUAUCCUCCAUUGACACAAAGGAUUUUAUGUGGAAACAUAAUAGAAACGCUGUGCAACGGCCCAGAAGAAGAAUGUUUCUGUAAGAACGCAAACAGCAGUCUUUUUUUUUUAGUUUAAAACCCAGUAUAGCUAGUCGAAGAAUUAAGGGGUCUUUUUGCUUUCGACUUUCUCUCGUUUCGUAAUCACUCUGAGUUACUGGUAACGAGCUUGAAGUAUACCAGGGACUAUUGAGGGGCUUGUCUCCAUGGUCUCUGUUCUUCCCACCACCGAAGGAAGAAGAGCGACCCUGGAAACAAGGUUGGAACCUAAGGAAGAAGAAAUGAAUUCUCUUCCUCCCCCUUGCAUCGUUGGGUUUUGUUUUGCUUCGUUAUUUUUUUAAUAAUUAGAGAGACUAGUGGAUACCAGACAUUCCUAUUUUUCUCCCUCUGCCUUCCCGAUGCAUAACCUUCGUUCUACGCAUUUUCAGUUACUACCCUUUUGAAGGUCAUGAAAUACACUUUCUUGUUAAUUUAGGUCUGGUGUUGCGUGACAUCACCGUUGUCACGUUCAACACAGUAUAUAAAUUCAGAGAGACAUUAUCUAUGAUUUUUCAAGAUCGUGAUUCCCAAACCGUUUCAAUCUUCACCAUCCCUAGUCCAUGUUCCCUGUUGGUUUGUUAGUGGCUCGUUUCCGUUUUGUAUAGCCUGUGGGCAGGCCAUCAUAACUUGCGUUUCUUCACCCGUGAGAAAGUUUGAAGUAUUGAGCAACGCUAGCCUGCGAGAGGUUAGCAUGUUGUUCUAGCAUACCUCUCAUCGACUCGUCUACAUUCUUCAUGUGCAAGAAGAAACGCUCGCCCUGCUGCGCUGAUACUGAGGGCCUGCUCACACGUUACGUUUUCAAUGUUGCUGAACAAAUAUUUUGUAUCCUCAUUCAAAUUGAAGUAGUUUUGUUCGACGCAAAUCAACUGAAAACCGCCUAGUGACGUGACCUAUUUAAUAAAAGACAGACAGUAGACACUCUGUGGAACAUCUUAGUAAUGCAAAUUCACUUUAUUUCAGGAGACGGCUUCACCGACGAUCUCGAGAUUCUAGAUGAUGAACACCCAUUUAGCAAGAAAUUUCUUUAUUUUCUUCGCUGACUCGUCCUCAGUCGUCUGUCUACGUUUAGGGAAGGCGUGGGAUCUGCACUAGUGCUAGUCUCCCGCGAAAAAUACGAGACGAGUAGGGACGAGUUAGUCUUCUUUGCUUUCUUCUACCGGAAUCUUUGGUCAACUUAUAUUAUAAGGGUAAUAAGUUGUUAACGUGUAUCGCCAUGAGUGGAUCACUUUUCAGUUGAGUGUCGCGAGACCACAACUUAAAUAUUUACAAAAGCUUAUCAGGAAGAAGGCGGCUGUGAUAGGGAACCAAUGAGACCUCAUGGUAAAAAAAAAAGCACGUCUACAAAUGGCCUGAAGCGCGGGAAAACGCAACUGGCGAAGUCAUGUCUGAUUGGUUUAGAGAGUGGCGCAAAACCUGCUAUGCCUUCCCGGCAUACUCUCGACACUCGUUUGAAAACUGUCCGAGAAAAGUCAUUUUUUUUUUGGCUAGUGUUUAUGUAAAAAUAAUGAAAACUGUAUGUUAAAUUUAACGGGAUGUAACGGCAAUAGGAAUGUUUCUUCCAGCUAGGAGUCAUAUAUUUUCGGUGCUCAUUCCCAGCUAAUAAUACGAGAUGAAUUCUUAACCGAGAAAUUGACUUAGAAAAAAUGAUUGAUUCAUUUAACUGAUAAUAAAGGAUUCAACCAAUUCGACGCGAUUUAUUACAGCAAAAGGUAAGUUAUUUCGUAAUAAUAUAUUUAGGGUAGACCUGAAGAAAUGUUUACUUCUAAUGUAGCUAAUUAAGCGAGUACUUUCAUUUGAAAAUCUCAUCCUUCUGGUUUUUGACAUAAUGGUGUUAUUUCUGAAUUGUUUUGAAGUGAAAUAAUCCAAAAUGCAUUAUGAUUCGUUGUGGGUCGGCAAAAUUAUAUGGAACCGGAUUUUUCUCGGGAUAUAGAAGCCUUAAUAGGGACAAGUAAGGGCGUGUGUUGGGAGUGGGUGGGGAGGGUGGGUGCUGUAAUAACGUUUGCCUUGCAUUUGGAGGCUUGCCAGUGUGUAAAUAGUUAUAAAUAAUAAUAAUUAAUUUUCUUUGACAAGGUCCUUCAGGGAAGGGGGAAGUUCUAAAUCAGCAACUUGUGGGCAGGUUGCUAUAAUAUCAUUGGUUUUUCUUCUUUUUAUCAUAGGGUGGCAUAACUCAUAGGAAUUCCCCCCCCACCCCCUAGCAAAGUAACCAAGUAUUACAGCUCUUAAUCAGUCUAGUGCCCAGACUUUUCACGGCUAGGCGGUUACAAUUACACGAAAGGAUCAGGGCACAAGAUUAGCUCUUAAUUAUCAGCUAACCUAGUCUAUUGUUUAGUCUGUUGUUGUGAGAUAACAACAAUAUUUUGCUCACUAUGACGGUUAAGAUGAACAAAAAUACAAUCACAGGAACGGAUACCAUUAUAAAUUAUUAUUGAUCAAUUUUUAAUUACUAUUUAUGUGGAAAUGAUCAUUUUGCACUGUUAUUAUAAGCUAUUUACUCCUUACUGGGCGGGAAAAAAAUGUACGCUCCUUUUUUGAAUGUGAUAUCUAUUUAAAGCACAUUUUUUUUAUCCUCAUAUGAAAUUUCAAUUUGAUCAGCCAUCACUGCAGAUAUUUAAGCUACUGAUAUUUGGAUUUAGUCAGUAAGAAUAAAGUGUUUCCUUAAUCUUGCUCCUACUUCGUUUACUUUUUGCUUCCAUUUCUCCAUUUGCCGAUGGCAAAAUAUUAGAUAACGACGUUAGUAAAGGGGAAAUCUUAACUUCAAGAAACAAGGACACUUAUGAUUAGUCAUAUACUGGGCCGAUAAAAGCUCCCAGCGCAUGAAAAAAAGGGGUGUGAGAUUCUGCCUGAUAUUUGACGUUUGCGCCCGGAGCGUGAUCGUAAUAAAACGGAGGAAACCUCAAAUAGGAUGGUAAAAUUAUCAACCACUUCUUACAACCACUCUCUAUUUUCCAAGGGGCUUCCCCGACAGGGAUUUAAAUUGUGAGAUAUAAAAAUGGAAAAGUAGAAAUCUAUAUUCAGAAUGAUUGAGCACCCUUAGACCCUUUCCCAUGACGCGUUUUUACCACCCACAUUAAGUACUACGGAAGGAAACCACACCCCAUCCCUUACCUCUUAUCGCUCGGUCAGAAUAUCGCUGCGAGGGAUUUUAUCGUUUAGGUCUUCUAAAAAGAAAGGGACAGUGCUCUAAAUAACUUGAUAUUUUAGCACCGAUUUCUCCGGGGAAGGGGUGAUUAAGGGCUUUUAAACUGCCCGGAACUCUCUCGUGAAGAGUACUCUUGGCCUUAUGCCAAAAUUAGAGAAGAAACAUCUCAGAUAAACAUAGAUAUUUAUAUCCAUAGCUCUUAGAGUUGAACGAAUGCUUGAAGUUGAUACGAAACAAUAUUUCACAACAUUUGGAGAAAAUAAUUGAAACUCCUUGCUUUUGUGCGCGUUUUGACUUCAAGCUCUAAUGCUCCUUUAACUUUUCGCUGCUCCAUCGCCAUUAUUUUCAUCGAGCGCCAAAAAAAAAAAAAACGCCAACAACGUUAAAACGCAAGCCAUCAAACUUUCUUUAACCGGUUUUUUUUUUAUUUCGGUCCGGGCGUUCGAAGAAAAUGCCGCUGUCUUUACUUUCUUCUAAAGAGGUUUCUAGUUCCUUAUUUCAGCAAGUCCAUUCCAAAAUUUAUUUUUACAAGGAAGUCGCUAACGCAGUGCGGGCUCAACAAAGUAUAAAGUUCAACCUUUUCCACUUCGUUGAUUGUGUGACCUGUUUUCUUUUCUUUUGACAACUGUUACACUUCCCAAUGGCUGCUGCAGGAUUUUCCCUCAUUGCAAGAAGAAUCUCUCCUCAAAUUUUCCGUUCUUUUAGUCCCAAAAUCAAUCUGCAGCAGGCUCGGAGAACGGUUCCUUUAAACGAAUUGUGUCGAAGUACCUUCGCGUUGCAACACCGAUUAAGGUACGAUAGUAUUUAGGUCCGCUUUCUUCUUGUAAUUCAAAAUAUAGCGAAUAAUUUUUCCUCAGGUUCAGAUUUGCCAUGAAGGCAGUGAUGGGUUUCUCAAGUAUCAACGUAUUAGAUUAUUUACCUUCUUUUUACUCCGAUUGCAGACAUCAAAAUUAUAUAUUCUAUUUCCGUAAGUGGGUAUUAAUGUACGAUUUAAGUAGCAAUGUUUAUUUCCUCAAAGAACUUUUAGCUCUCUAUAUCCAGUCGAUUAAUAUGGUCAGCUUUUUGUUUACCCAGAGCUGUUAAACAGUCCUAAAUACUGACAACCCACUGAAUGAACAAUUUGGAAUGCAUUCUUUCGCCAGAACUCGCUUACUCGAUCUGCAUUAUUACCUAGUUAAGACCUUAUUCGCGCUUCGCUUGCUAUUAUGUAACGUGUCUGAGGUUUUUUAUGAGUACCACUGCAAUUGUUUUAUUAUGUUAGUGAAAUUUUUUGACUGAGGAUAUACGGUUUAUAGGCAACUUUUGUUGUUUAGUCAACAGAAUCCGCCCGUCUCGGGUGCGGUGUGUUUGAGUUUGUUUGAAACGUCAGUGCUAAAUUUAGGCAAUGUACUUCCUCAAGGAUUUAUAUGAAAAUUUCCUUGACCUAGCGAAUCCGCCCGUUUCGGUUUCUGUGUGUUUGAGUUGUAGUGGUUGAAAAAACUGUUUUAUAGAGUGAGAUUUUCAAGUAGAGCAUGUAUUUUUACCUGAAAAGUUUUUAAAAACACACAGCUUCAUUUGCAUUUGUCAUGAUGAUUUAGUUUAUUAUAAUUUUUUUUUUGCACAGUAGAGAGGAGGGUAGAGGAAAGGGCUGUGAAAUAUUUUAUCAGGGACUGGUCAUUGUUAUUUACUGCCUGGGGUGGGGCAGGGGGGUGUAGUCAGAGAAUUUUGGUUGUCUCACAGGGUUCUGCAGUAUUCUGAUGAUCCCCUCUCAUUUGAAGUCAAUUUUCUAAAGUCCCCUCCCUUCGUACCCCUCCUCUGCAAUGAUGAUCCCCACUGUUCCCCCCCUGAAAACCAUGGAAUCCUCCCAAAAUCCUCAGACAUCUCACUACAAGGCAAUAAAUAGUGGAUGGUUGGGGGGCUGAUUGGAGAAUUUUGGUUGUGUCACGAUAUUCUGCAGUAUACUGAUGAUCCCUUGUCAUUUGAAGUAAUUUUCCAAAGUCCCCUCCCUUUACACCCCCCCUCUCUUAGCGAUAAAUGAUCCCUCCUUGUUCUUACUUGAAAACCACAGAAUCCCCCUGAAAUCCACUGACCCCUCACCACAAGGCAAUAAAUAGUGGCAAAUUGUUUUUUGUAAUAUGAGAUUAAGCAGGAUGCUCAUUUACCUUUGUAUGUAUGCAGUAGUUUUGCUCUCAAUUGUCUGCAUGCUGUGGGUUACUUAGACAGAGUUUCUUGUGUUUUGUUUUGUUUUGUUUUUUUUUUAUCCAUACUACCAGUGUUCUCCUUUUUAGACAGUAGCCAGUAAAAUUUACCACCUGUGUUACCUCUUAACCCUUUAACUCCCAUGAGUGACGAAGACAGAAUUUCUCCUUACAUUAUCAAUACAAUAUCAAACAGGUAAGCGAUGAGAAUUGAGAAAAAUAUCAACUUAGGAAUAAUUGGAUGAUCUAAUACUAAAUUCUCUGAACUAACAUUAAAACAAUUGUAUGGUUAACAGUAAGGAGAAUUACAAACUUUGUCUGGGAGUUAAAGGGUUAAAAGUACCCGGAAUUCAGGAAAAUUUAACAGGUAAUAGGAUUGCUGCAUGGGUUUCUUUUACCUGUCUUGCUUAAAAUAAAGUCUGAGAAAAUUUACUUCUAUUUUUGCUUUUUUGGGUCAUAGCCACAUCUGUCCUUGCAGAGAGAAAAUUAACAAGUCCAUCCCAAAUUACAUACCCUUGUGGGUGUGAGUUCAUACUAGUGAAUUGCAAGACACUGUUUGGUAUUCAAAAUCUUUAAUUUGAUUUAAACUGAAAAUUAUGAAUGCAAUAUCAGUUACACCCAUUUUAUUUCCCCUAGAGAGAUUUAUGUUAUCUUUCUACAUAGAUUGAGUUCAUGAGUCUCUAUAGAAAUCGCUUUUUAAGGAGAACAAUGUCUGUUUUCAUAUGGAAAUUUUACAAUAGUUAAAAAAUUAAGUACAUUAGUACAGCUGCUUCAAUAUUAUUCAAUGAUUUGAUAAGAGAUCUAUUAGUUUUUUUAUUCUCUCCGGGUAAAAAACUGAUGUAUAUAUCUUUCCAUAUAUCGUCAAGUGAAUUCGUAUUUAUUUUGGAUCGUGCCAGGGCAUUCAUGCUAUUUAAUUAAGUAAUCUUUACAACCCCAGGAAACAAAGACAGCGUGUAGUCUCGAUUUCAUGCGACGGUCAGGAGAGCUAAGUUCUAGGUUACCAAAAUAAAGAUUGCUUUCACGUGGGUUCCUAGUCAGUUCGAUUGUGGAAUUACGCCCUGCUAGGAAAGAACCGGUUCAUCAAAGUAUGUCAACAAAUAAUACCUGAUAAAUUAACCACUUAGUUUUCUUAUUCUGCUUUUUUUCGCUUAUUUUACAGCUCUACGAUGAGUAAGGCGUUCAUUCAAAAACCGGCGCCGCCAUUUUCUGGGACGGCUGUCAACCAUUAUGGAGAGUUUGUAGAUAUAAAGCUUUCAGACUUCAAAGGUAUGAGAUCAGCUUUUUAUUGGAAAAAAUGUGCUUUAUUUCUUUUGAUUUCGCUAACCGUGUUCCUUUUUAUGUGCAGGAAAAUAUGUGGUGCUGUUCUUUUACCCGCUGAACUUGUAAGUAGACUGAAAGUUAACGAACUGUUAAGCGUAGAAUUUACAGGUGAACGGAUUUCGUAAGCUUUGGUUUGAUUGAACCUUAAACCCAUCUUGCCUGAAUAAUUAGAUCAUCAGUUACCAUGAAGUGAAUAAGAAAAACAGUUGCAACGCUCCAGUGAAACGUGAAAUGCUUGAAAAGGAGCGAUUGUAAGGUUAAUUUUCAUUCCCAAUGGUGUUUUCACAUUCGAUCAGUGUUAUACUUUGAAUAAAUGGUUACGUAAUUAACAUAGCAUUUAAGUUACUGUUUGCUUUUUAAAAAAAACUUCUCUUGUUGCUUGCUCAGAACUUUUCGAUAGGAUAAAAUUUGUGACCCAUUCGCUGGGAAUUUUUUUCCGUUGUGACGAUUGAAAAUUGACGUGAAUCGAGUUGAGGCCAGGUUUGUACAGCUGACCUCGAUUUCUGAUUCGAUCUCUAUGCAUUCGUGUCUUCAAUUAAUUUCAAGGACAUGAUGUCCUUGCACCUCGAGAAGAUUAAUAGCUGUACUCAUUUCACGGCGUCUUUGAUCGAUACUACAGUACUGUCAAGUUUUCUAAAAUUGAAACUCAUCGAAUCACCAGAUAAUGUCCUCGGAAAAAAAAAAACACUGUGUGUUAUAAAUACUUAUCUUAAUAUUGGACCACAGACCGUUUACGUCAGAUCUUAAAUCAGUGAGUCGUAGACAUUUCCUUCUUUUAAAAUUGUACCUUUUUCGUGCUAAGAUACGGAACUUCUUGCACGUGUAAAGCUUUCUCUUUCUAUCGGACUUGUUGGCGAAAAGCGUAUAUCUAAUAGUUUGUCAAACUGAUUAUUGUUAAUUUCCGUCAUUGCCUUUUUUCCUGUUUGAAUGUACGUCUAUCAAUUAGCAUGCGAGAAAAGUUUUAUACUGCAAUUUUUAGAUUAGGCUACUAAAAAGAGUCUACCAGUCUAAUAUUUGCGAUUUAUAAUAGCAAUAAGAGAACAAAAUUUAAAAAAAACAGCCAACAAAGCAAUUAAUUUUUCUCAAAUUUACAUAUCAAUAUUUGUCAUCAAACAUUUUCUCUGCUUUUAAUGAAAUUUAGCCAGAUCUGUUUAUUUUAUUAGUCAAACAUCUCAAAAGAGGUACAAAGCAUACAUCAAAUGUUUGUCUUGGAAAGGUUACUGUUUUGAGAUGUUGUUAAUUAUUACAGGUAUACAUGUAUACUAAAGCAGGUUGAAAGCUGUUUAUAUGGCCUUAGGUGAAAAAAAAAAAAGCUUUUAUUUUGUCAACCAACACAAUUUUACCAUCAUGUUUUACUAAAGAUUGUCUUGGAUUUGAAGAACCCACAAAAUGUUUGUGUGAAAUAAAAAACUCAAUCAAUUAAGGUGUGCUUGUGCUGCUGAUAAACAGCAGUGAACAGCUAAGGGUAAUGUUGCCUUAGGGUUGGAAAAUUUCAAAAGCUAACUUUCCCUCUGGGACUGGAUUAAAAUGCAUCUUUUGAAGCUCUUUUUCUCCCUAUUUGUUAUGACUUAUGUAGAACCUUUGUACUCUUAUUAAGCCUUUCACUCUCAUAAAUGGCCAAAAAAGAAUUUCUCCAUACAAUGUCUAUACAUUGACAAGUAGGCAAGUAAUGAGAAUAAAGAAUAACAUGACAAGGCACAAAAAUUCAUCAGGGGAUCGAUUAGUUGUUGAUCUAGUACCAAAUUCUCUGAACUAAAGAGAAUUGCUAAUGAGAUCAUGGGUGUGAAAAGGUUAACUCCAUUUGCUAAAUGUGAGAGCUGCUAAUGAGGUGUUAAUGGUAGUAAUUUUAAAUGUUGGGUUUUGAAACGUCAGGAAAAGUAAACUGCUGACUUUCUGACUUGAUUUGUCAAUCAUUCAAGCUGAACACUUUUCAGAGUUAGCAUUUGGUGACCAAAAUUUGUGGCAGUAUCGCAGAGAUACAUGUAGCUUAAGUAGCCAAAAAAAAAAAGGGAAAAUGAGCAGAAAAGAAAAUUUUUGGAGCAAUAAAAAUAAUUUUUUACACAAGAUAUACGGUGAGAGUCAAUACAAUAUGAAACAGCAUUAAACAAAUUCUCACUUUCAGACAACCCUGAAAUUUCUUUUGUAUUGUGUAGAACAAAAUCGAAAAGGCACAAAGCUCGUAGCAUAUUCUCUUAACUAGUACACCUUUAAACUCUUAAGAUCUGGUUGUUAAUUCUCCCCACUAGCUGCUAGUCAUUUCCUUGAUAGUUAGAUACAAGAAUUUGGUGUUAGAUCCCGAUAACAACUUCUGUGAAAUAAGUUUGAGUAUUCUCUUUACCUGUUUGUUGGGUAAUGUAUGGAUAUUAUGGGGAAAAGGUACAUGUUAAUCACUUCUGGGAGUUGAAUGGUUAACAUACACAAAUACUUUGACCUUUGAUGAUGUUGUAGACACUUGUAAACUAAGUAAGUUGUUCUCAAUUUUUUUUUCCUUUUUAUUUUCAGCACAUUUGUUUGUCCCACAGAGAUCAUUGCUUUCAGUGACCGAGUCCAGGAAUUUGAAGCAAUCAACUGUUCAGUGAUUGCUUGCUCUGUGGAUUCACACUUUUCGCAUUUAGCUUGGUAAGAGGGUAACUGAUAUGGAGAGAAUUUAUCCUCUACACCUUAAUACUGGUAUCCGUAGCCGUAUCCUCCAUAGUCUUUUCCAUACAUUUCCUUUGGUACUGAUAAGGAGAAUUUGUUCAACAAUCAUAGCUUCUUAGGUUGGAAAUCAUUUCCUUUAUUUUUAUGAACUUUUUUAAAGAUUCAGCAGUAGUUCUCUAAGGAGAAAUUAGAUGCUGGUCACUCUCAGGGUUAGCCGAAGCAGAAUUGCAUGAAUCAGUAAGAAGAAGGGAAAACAGAUUUUAAUAAACAUAAUAUUUAAUGAGGAGGCAGCAAGAAACGCAAAGCUGUAUUUCAGGAGGGUCUUUAACAAAAAAUUAAAAACAAAUAAAUAGCCAUAGGGGGGAAAAAAAAUCAAUGAAACCCUUAACACUUAAUUUUGUUGUGGUUAUUAUUUAGUGGCUUAAUGUGAGCUCCAGGUUUUCAGAAAAGCAAGCCAGUGUCUUAAUCAUUUUUCAGGAGAUUUUUGAUUGCCUCAAAAGAAUCAAUAAUCAAAGAUGUUAGAAAAAAUGUUAUGAAUGUUAGCUGUCUGUCACUCUAACGUCAGUAUGCAUAUUCACCAUACUGUUCUCUAUACAUUUUGUAAGGUGCUGAUGAGGAGAAUUUGUUUGACAAUCAAGGUCUUUGGUCGUUGAUCAUUAACUUUAUUCUCUCAACUUUAAUGUUUGAUUCAGAGGCAUUAUUUUAAAGAGAAAUCAGAUGCUUGUCACUCUUUGGGGUCAAAGGGUGUGGAUGACAGCAAUAUUGAGACAAUCUUUUUUUCACUUUCUUUAGGACAAAUCAACCACGCAAGAAAGGAGGACUGGGGAAAAUGCAGAUCCCUCUUCUUUCUGAUAUAACAAAGCAGAUUUCAAAAGACUAUGGUGUUCUGUUGGAAGAUCAGGGUGUAGCACUCAGGUAAACAAAUAUAAAUUUCUUUAACUCCUAAGAUCUUAUUGUUAAUUCUCCCUUAUAGCUGCUACACAUUUCCUUUUUAGUUAGUUGCAAGAAUUUGGUGUUAGAUCAAGGUGAAAACUUCUACCUGAUAAGUUUGAGUAUUCUCAUUACCUGUUUGUUGGAUGAUGUACAGAUAUUAUAGGGAGAAGUUACAUGUUAAUCACCUCUGGGAGUUAAAGGGUUAAGGUUGUUGUUACCCACUGGGGCAGGAAGAGGAUUUCAGGGGGGAAGUCAAAUUACAUGGUUUUCAUUAACUAUCAAUGAACAUUUUGAAUGCAAACAAGGUAGUUGAUGGUAGUGAAUGAUAACUGAAACCAUCAUCAAAAAUCGUGAACAGUUUAAACAGGGCUUUGGUCUGUUACUCUCCCAUCCCACCACACAAAUCUUAAUAACUUAGAGUUAGAGGAACUAGAUUUGUGUCUUUUCUGUUACAGGGGUUUGUUCAUCAUUGAUGACAAAGGGAUCCUGAGGCAGAUCACAAUGAAUGACUUACCUGUGGGGAGGUCAGUUGAUGAAGUCUUGCGACUGGUUCAAGCAUUCAAGUUUACUGAUGAACAUGGAGAAGGUGAGGAAGACAUUGCCUUCUAGCACCUUUUUUUGCUUAUUGUAAUAUGUAUAAUCUACAGGUCCAGGUUGUUUGAAGCAUGGAUAACACUAUCCACUGGAUAAAUCUCUAUCCAAUGAAUAACACAGUAUGUUUUGUUAACACUUAUCUACUGGAUAGUGAUCUAUCCAUUGGAGAGAAUUAUUGUAUCUUAUAUAAUCUACAGCACCUGUUGUGGUUAGAGCUGUCAUACAGUGAUUUCAUAACCCUUUAACUCCCAAGAUCUGACUGUUACUUCUCCCCUCUAGGUAUAAGGCAUUUCCUUGAAUCUUUUGUUUUUUAUCUUGGCCCCGGUUGUUCAAAGGUUGGAUAACGCUAUCCUCUGGAUACAUCUUUCACUCACUCACUCAUGCCCUUUACGCCUAACAGGCAUGUAGGGCAGCAACGUGUUCCCUCCACAUCUGGCGAUCCCUUGCCAUGAACUUGAUGCCCUCCCAGGUCUUCCCCAUCUCCUUUAUUUCCUUCUCAACUGUCUGUCUGAUACAUCUUUAAACAUUAGAUAAUGUGAUACAUUUUGCUAUCAGUUAUCUGCUGCAUAGCGAUUUAUCCAUUGGAUAGCAUUAUCCCCAGUCCGCCCUUUCUACAACUGAAUCCUGGUUAUUAAUUAUCCCCUCAAGCUGCAACACAUUUCCUUGUUAAUUAGUUACAAGAAUUUAGUGCUAGAUCUAGUAACAUCUAUCUGAUAAGUUUGAGCAUUCUUAUUACCUGUUUGCUGGCUGACGUAUGGAAAUUGUUGUGAGAAGUUACUUUUUAAUCACUUCUAGGAGUUAAGGGUUGAAGUGAAAGAAAGUAAAAGCUAUUUUAUGUAAGGUAUAAGGUAUGGUAACCACGUUUCAACAAAGAAAUGGUAAAGCAAUAAUAAGGUAUUACUAAUCAGAACAGUUUUAGGUGUAAUUGUUCUUAGUAAUUUUGCUUGUGAUGUGUUCCUAAAUAAUUUUGUUUUUCACAUUUGUGUUUUUAGUUUGUCCUGCUGGAUGGCGUCCUGGAGGUGAUACUGUAAGUAGGGCUUUGUUUUUGUAUUCCUUUCAGGUUAAAUAAUGACUUGUACGGAGAAAUUACUCAUUGUUGCUCCUGUCACUGAACACUUUAAUAAAUAACCCUUUAACCCCUAAGUGACCAGCAUCUAAUUUCUCCUUACAAUAUCACUCUUGAAUUAAACAUUGAGGUCACAAGAAUCAAGGAAAUGAUCACCAACUUAAAAAGCUCUUGAUUUUUAAACAAAUUCUCCUUGUCAGCGCCUCAGGAAAUGUAUAGAGAACAGUAUGGAGAAUAUGCAUACUGAUGUUAGGGUUUAAAGGGAUACAGGAGUUUAGUAUUGGAUCAACUAAUCAUCCUCAAAUUGAUAAUUUUCUUUAUUCUCAUCACUUACCUGGUUGAUAUUGCACUGAUAUUGUAAGGAGAAAUUCUUUCUUGGUCACUCAUGGGAGUCAAGGGUUAACAACUUCCUUGACAAAACUAAAUUAAGCGGUGUAAAUGUUUACUUCCUUGGUUUCAUGAUGUUCUUACCAACAUUUUUCUCUUUUGAAGUAUGUACAGUUUUUUUGCAGUUAUUAGAUGAGAUCUGCAAGCUACUGUAUGGCUAAUGAUUUUCAAUACUUUAUUUUUUUUUCAGAUUGUCCCAGAUACAAAAAACAGUGAAAAGUUCUUUUCCAAGCAGUGA
This is a messenger RNA of Pocillopora meandrina, 27566 nucleotides long. The record is from the annotation of a GenBank genome assembly. Lineage: Eukaryota; Metazoa; Cnidaria; Anthozoa; Scleractinia; Pocilloporidae.